Messenger RNA from Rosa rugosa (rugosa rose), 2163 nucleotides. RefSeq lists its product as uncharacterized. NCBI's taxonomy places the organism in Eukaryota, Viridiplantae, Streptophyta, Magnoliopsida, Rosales, Rosaceae. The transcript is spliced from 8 exons. The record is from RefSeq and is a predicted model, not a curated record. The coding region runs from base 454 to 1890 and encodes 478 amino acids.
UAUUGAUUUGUUUAGGGUAUACUCUCUUUUCCACCGCCACAACCCAAGGUGAGAGCAAACGUGGAGUUCAUCCCCAAAGCCGUCCGGUUUCAAGACUCAAGCUACUGCAAUCGGGAAACCCCCAAAUCUCUUCCUUCUCUGUCUCGAUUUCAAUGUAGAGUUCACGCCACAGUGUCAAAAACCCAAGUUGGUUCCGGGUAGUGAAUAAUGUGAUUGUCUUCAGAAGAAAGAUUUACACUAACAAUCUCUUUCUACAAAAAGGCGUAGUCUGCAAGUGUAAGAGAAAUGUAGGUGUGCAUUCAGAAUUUACUCAAUUUGAUAAGCUUAUAUUUUCAUAUGGUCAUAUAAUCUUAACUAGAGAAAAGUUUUAAGUGUGAUUAUAGUACUUAUGGUCCAUAUUGCUGAUAUUAAUAUGUUAAUGUUAUCUGAGAUGUGUGCUAAAUAAUUGCAGAUAUGUCCAAUUACGACGUGGAUUUCCAGUUGGAUGAUGAUGCCCUACCAUCGAUGCAUGACAGCGUCCAAUUUGAUGACAGUGAAACCCAAGAUGUUGGCCGUCUGUUUGUGCAUGAGCCAACAGUUCAUAUUGAAAACAGAAAUAAUGCAGCCAAUGAGGGUAACAAAAAAAAAGGGAGAGGGAAAACUGUAAUUAAAUGGGGUCAGCGUGGAGUGCGAGAAAGAGUUAAGUGGGGAAAACAAGGAGUACCGGUGUCUCCAAGGGAAAAAUGUGCAUAUUUUUCCCUUUUCAUUGGUAGUCUAGCGGCUGACCCUGGAUUGUAUCCUAUUGAUGUCAAGGAUUGGCGGCAUUUUGACAAGGACGACAACCAUCAAAGGGCAUGGACACGUAUUGAGGGGACAAUUGAUUGGUCGGAUGAAGCAGCCACCGCUAAAAAAUCUGAAAUCAAGAAGUAUGCCUUCGAAAAACUUGCAGAUCGCUGGAAGCAUCACAAGUCAGAGUUGAAGAAAUUGUAUUGGUUGCCCAAUCAAGGGACUGAAGAACGUUUUUGCAGCCCUGAUAAUGCCAUUGACAGAGAUCAAUGGAAAAGAUUUGUUACUCAUUUAGAUGAUGAGGAUACUAAGACCAAGGCUGCCAUAAAUGUAAGUAAUCGAUCGCAGCGGGUAAUGCAUCACAGUAUAGGCACAAGGACUUUUCCAGCGGUUGUUUAUGAAUGGCAAGUUGAGAAUGGGGUUGAGGAAGAACUUGAUAGGUUGGAAAUCUUCAAGUUGACACACCGUAAGAAAGGAAAACAAAAUGAGUAUGUUGAUGCUGCAUCUACCAAAGCAGUGCAAGAUUUGGAGAAGGUUGAGGAGGAGAGAAAGAAGUUAAAUGUUGAUAUUACUCCACAAGUUAGAGAAGACAUCUAUGCACAGGUUCUUAGGCCAGAGAAGCGUAACCGAGUGAGAGGACUUGGAGCGGGAGUACGCUGGCGUGAUGUUCCGUACAUUCAUACCGAAAAAAGAAGUAUUUCAGCCACUAUGGAAGCAAUGAAAGCAACAAUUGAGGAACAACGCUUGGAGACUGCAAGAUUGAGGAGUGAGGCUGAAAAAGAAAGACAAGAAGCUGCCCAAAGGGAGGCAAGGAAUAGGAUUCAAUCAGUUGAGAUGAACAAACGUUUCGCCGCACAAAUGGAGGAGUUUAAGAAGCAGCAAGAGGCAGCUAUGGAAGAGAAUGCAAGGAAGGUGAAUGAACUCGCAAGACUUCAAAUUGGUAGAUGGAUGAAAGAAGCUGGUUUUUCAGGGAUUGAAACGACACCACAAUUAGAUAGCGACCCAAUGACACAGCUUGCAGCAGUCCAACCACAAUGCAAUAGACCUGCGAUUCCAACCCCACCUAUUGAGGAUGUGUAUAGACCCGAAAUGCCUCAAACUGUGCAAGAAUCGCAGCUGAACUGAAAGGGUUAGUUUCACCAAUCAUUAUCUAGUUUGAUGGUUAUGUUUUUGCCUACUUUGAGUUAGUUCUCAAAGUAUUUUGAUGAAAAUUAUUCUUGGACAAGGAUUAUGUUGUUAAAGGGGGAAAAUCUUAGUGAUAUUCCACCUUAAACAACAAUGUAUUCUAGAAAACUCCCUUGUUUUUGUAAUCCAAGAAUUUACCUUCAUAUGAAAUGUAUUUUGCUAGAAAUGUAAAGAACAUCUUCCUAUGAAUGUAAAGUUUUAAUAUUUUUGAUU